AUGCCUAACGAGGCUGAGUCUUCUUAUCCUACAGCUUCAAUUGGUGGAAUACUCGUGAGUCAGCAGGGCACAGGCAGCAGCAAUUCUCAAUCAGGCUGCGUGAGAGAACAUUUUCCCUCAGAUCACCACAGUUGCUCCCAACCCUACCAGAAGUGCCCAUUCGCGAUGGAUCCUGUCACAGUCGUUGGACUGGCGUCGGCCAUCAUCUCCUUCGUUCCUCUUGGUGUCAAACUGUUGCAGAGCGUGCGGGAGAUUCGUGAGUCCGUCGACGGUAGCGUCGGGAAAAACCAGACGCGAAAGGCCAUAGUGGAUGAGAUGCAAGCAGUCUCUCGUCGACUCAAGUCAGCAGUUCAAACUGGUGUCUUACCCGAGCAGAGAGGCCUUUACGACCUCGCGCUGAAAUGCCACGACUUAUCACAGAAGAUCCUCGAACUUCUCGAUAAGAUCAGACCUAAGAACAUCAGUUCUUUUGAAAGCUAUCGGUCUGCGUAUAGGGCUUGGAGUUGCGAAAGUGAGAUCAAGAAUCUGGAGAAACAGCUGAAUGACUGUCGGAGUCAGCUAGCAUUAGGGCUAGUGGAUAUUUCAAGGUAUCAAACUCCCCAAUAUUCUUACACUCUUGAGUUACAGGAUCUCACAAUCGUAUGUAGUCAAGAAUCACUAGGGUAUUCGAGAAAGCUUUUAGCCAUGGCCUUGGAAGAUGCAUCACGACUAGCUGAACUCCAAAGACACAUAGAAUCACUGGAGAACGGUGUACAAGUCGACCAAAUGGGCACCGAGGCUAUGAUUCAGCUGCAGCGUCUUCUGCAUCUUCAAAACGAAGCCCUCACCAUCAUUUAUCAGAAUCGUAUUCUUGAAAGCAUUAGAUUUGAGAGUAUGCACGAGAGAGAUGACAGAGUGCAUUACCCCCAUGAGCAUACUUUCAACUGGCUUGUGGAAGAACAUCGGACUGAGAACGAAGCAACAGGAUUGAGCAAAUCUGACAGCCUUGAGAUGCACAAUAUGAAGUUAAUGUCUAGAAAGCUCUUUAUGGGUUGGCUUUCUUCACCAGAGGGCAUCUUCCAUGUCUCUGGCAAACUGGGUUCAGGCAAGUCCACAUUAAUGAAACUGCUAUGCACACAUGAGCAAACUCGGAUUGGACUUGAGAAGUGGGCAGGGAACAAAUCCCUACUCAUAACUCAGUUUUUCUUUUGGAAACCCGGAACUGAAUUGCAAAAGCCUCUUAACAGUCUCUACCGAUCUCUGCUAUACGACAUACUUCAAGCUCAUCCUAAACUUACCAGAGAUGCCUUACCCAAUGUCUGGAAGGAGGUUGAGAACAGCCCUUGGCAGAUACAGACCAAGCUGGCUUUGACGAUUGAUGUUGCAAAGUCUGCUCUCGAACGAAUCAUAUACAAUAGCGAUUUGUGCGCUCCAAACAUUUGUUUCUGUUUCUUCAUUGAUGGCCUUGAUGAGUACGACGACUCACAUAGUCAAGACCAUCUUCAUCUUGUGAAUCUUUUGAAACAUUGGGUCCAGAAUUCGCAGGGGAGGCUGAAGAUUGUAGUUUCCAGCAGAGAUUACAAUGUGUUUCUAAACGGGUUUUCAUCGGAAUAUCGGCUCCAACUCCACAAACUUACAUGGUUCGAUAUGAGACUUUAUGUACGAGAUUCGCUAUAUCACCUUUCAGACUCGAACCUCAGGGAGAAUUUGCUCACAGCUAUUCCAAAGAAGGCGAGUGGGAUCUUUCUCUGGACAAUCCUGGUAGUCAAUGAAAUUCGGAAGAAGAUCGAAGACCAAAUAUCUCAAGACCAACUACUUCAGCUCCUUGACAGUCUUCCGCCUGGCCUUGAAGCGUUAACCGCCAUUGACAACCAUCUGACCUUCGCUCUUAUGGAGUUCUCAUUCCUCGAAAACUAUCAAAGAGACUCAAAUUUCUCUACCCAGGAGGCAUUCUUGUCCAACUAUGCGAGAGAGAUAGAUGAAGUGAGGAUACCUGAGGUUUACGAAAAAAGGCUGCGUGGUAUCUGCGGCGGCCUUGUUGAAUGUCACCAGUCCACCGCGAAGCAUUACAAAGGUUGGGGAAGCCUCAGCUUCACCCACCGAUCUAUUCCUGACAUGCUCGGAAAAGCAAAUCUCAAAGCAGAAAUACAGACGUACCUUGAAGGUUUUAAUAGUAUCGACGCCCUUUCUCACUUGAUCUUCGCAGUGGCACAGUUCAAGAAGAAUAAAUCGGAAGCUAGGCCCUCGUGCGCGGGCGUGACUUGGAUGCGGCUGGCGGCGAAUAUUGAUGAGCCUCCAUAUAGCUUCCUUCACUGCAUUUCGUCAUGGCUUGGUGAUCCAUCCCACGUAAUCCCUGAGCCAAAUUAUCUUCUAUUGCACCAUGGCGUUCAAGUAUUUACCAACCAAGGCCUACAAAGCUUGGUUCGAUAUGGAUCGAUCACAAAACGUGAGACCUUCAGCACGAUCUGCCAAGGAGCACUCAUAGGGAAUGUUGAAUAUGUUGAAUGGGAAUUUAAGAAUAGCCCCAAAGCUAUUGAUAAGGCUUGGAAGAGGGUGCUUGUUGCCAACGCCCUUCUGGACACCUAUCUUCGAGAUGGUCUGCCUAUCUCAGCACUGAGCUACUUCUUCAAAGGUGCUUUUCUGUCUCAGGAACGCCCUUACUUCGGCGUCAAUCACCUUCUAACCAAUGAACAACUAGAGGAUGCCUUCGCAGAUAUCUCCCACUCAUCUACGGGCUUAAGCUAUGCCCUCUUAGAAGACCUUACCGUUUGGGAAAGAUUUCUGGUCUCUUGCUUCCUAGGCUGGAUUGGUAUGAAAUAUCCUUUUCAUACUGAUCGGUUUGGGCUUGCUGUUGCACAGUUUCUCUUGCACGGAGCCCCUUCUGAGUUCCGUGUCGUUAUCGGGCGCCUUCAGCGCCUGAGAUUCCCCUUCUAUCUCAUGUUUCACUUUCCCAUGCCCAAUAGUCCAUUGUCAGUUGAGAUUCGAGAGGAUGAAGGAAUCUCAAAUGAGGUGAUCGAGAGGUGGGUUAAGUACGGCAGUAAGCCAAGCAUGUCUAUGUCACUUCGCAAAUGGAUACAGAUCGUGAGUCCGAAAAACAAAAUUGCCAUACUAGAGAUCCUAGGCACGGCCAAAGAGCGCCUUCCAGGCUCAAGAGACAGCGAUAAGGGCCCCCGCGUAUCAAACAGAACAACUCCACUGGUUACAAAGCUUCCAGUCGUGGUUAGUCCCAGUCCUUAUCGACAAAUGAGUCUCCAUAGAGUUUUCCCAGGUUAG
This is a messenger RNA of Fusarium fujikuroi IMI 58289, 3252 nucleotides long. Its product is annotated as related to small s protein. The transcript has 3 exons. Lineage: Eukaryota; Fungi; Ascomycota; Sordariomycetes; Hypocreales; Nectriaceae. The record is from RefSeq and is a predicted model, not a curated record. Bases 1 to 3252 code for a protein of 1083 amino acids.